AUGAGCCAAGUCUAUGAGGAUCGAAAAUUGAUUUUUGGAAUGAUCGGAGCAUCUGUGGUGACGUGGAAUGUGAGCUGGAUUUGGCUGGAAUCCCAUAAUUUAUAGCUGUUUCAGAUCAUUCUGAAGAUCAAGCAAAUUCUGGAAAAUCGCCAACCAGAAUUGACCGAAUGGAUUCCAGUUGGAAGAAUCAAAAGUCUCCAUGUCUACCCGAUCAAAUCUUGCCAGGGAAAAAAUGUGAGUUUUUCCUGAUGUCUAGAAUUCUCCUCAUAAACUCUGAAAAUUAUAGGUUUUCCAAUAUGAAUGCACACCCCUCGGCGCAGUUUCUCAAGAAUAUUUCGACAGAUUCUUCUUGGUCGUUGAUGGUGAGACUGGAAAAUUCCACACCGCUCGAACCAAACCACAAAUGGUUCUGAUUCAGACUGAUAUUCAGGAUGGAAUUGUGACACUGAGUUAUCCGAACUUGGAAAGUGUUCGAUUCAGUGUUCAAAGUGUUGUGGGGCCUGAAAAUUUGAAACAAGGAUUGUAAGUUUUUCCUGAACUUUCUGAUCCAAAAAUCUGAUUCCAGUCUCCACGGAAAACUUCGAACCGAUGGAUAUGAUUGCGGUCAAAACGUGGCCGAUUUUCUAUCAAAAAUCAUUGAAGAGCCAAACACCAGACUUCUGAUGUAUCAACCAGAUCUUUUCACUGAACGAACUUGUCGAACAUCGGAAACUUGGUGGAAUAAUCGAGUGCCGAAUCGAGUUGAUGAUGUGAGUUUUUUUUCGGGUAGACAGGGUUGUGAGUGAUGAAAAAUCUUAAUUUGAAAAAAAAUUCAAAAUUGAAAAUAUCGCAGUAUCGUAACCAAAAUUAUUAUCAGAGCAAAACUUGAUUAUAUUUCAUUUUUUUUUCAAUUUUUUAAUUAUUUUCUAAAAUUUUAAAUUUCGCACCUGUUCGCUAGAGCGCGUUUGCCCACUGACAGCUGUUUCUCCGAUUCGCAAUUUUUUUAGUAAACGCACAUUUAAAAACUGUACUGUGCCGGAAAUUUUCCAAAUUUCCGAAUUUCCGGUUUUUUCAAAGAAAAAUCAAUUUUCCGGUUUUUCGGAAAAUGUGCUCGGAAAAUCGGGAAAAUCUUCAAUAUUGCCUAAAUUUUGGGAAAAUUUCUCAGGUUAUGAUGAAAAAAAAAUGACAUUUUUGAAUUUUUUUUUCAAAUUUUACUAUUUUUGAACGUAAAACGUCUCAAAUAGUAAGUUUUAGUGUCAAGUUGAGGCUGAAAAUCAAAAUUUAAGACUUCGAAAAUUUUCCGCAUUUUUUAUUUUCCGCUUCAAAAAAUCCACAAAUUUUCCAACUUUCCGUUUUCCGGCUUUUUCCUCGAACUCCACCUCUAAAACAACAACGUUGCAGACAGCCUACGCUGAUCUCGCCCCAUUCAUGAUCACCACUCAAGCCUCCCUCGACGAUCUCAACAAACAUCUCAAAACCCCCGUCACCUCAACCCACUUCCGCCCAAACAUCGUUGUCGACGAUUGCGAAGCGUGGGACGAGGAUAAAUGGCAAGAUCUUCGAAUCGGCGAGGUUGAACUUCAGUGCUUCAAACCGUGUACACGAUGUAUUUUGACAACUGUUGAUCCGCAACUUGGAACAAAGGAUAGUGAUAUGCAACCCUUGCGGAAACUUCGUGAAAUUCGUUUGGCACCGGAGGGAAAAAUGCGGAAAGAAUUCAAGGAUUCACCGAUUUUUGGUGUUAAUGCUGGUGUUGUUCGAAGAGGGCAUAUUCAUGUUGGACAAACUGUUUGGGCCAAGUAUAAAAAAUCUGCUUUCUAA
Messenger RNA from Caenorhabditis angaria, 1800 nucleotides. The record is from the annotation of a GenBank genome assembly. NCBI's taxonomy places the organism in Eukaryota, Metazoa, Nematoda, Chromadorea, Rhabditida, Rhabditidae.